This is a messenger RNA of Cavenderia fasciculata, 1128 nucleotides long. RefSeq lists its product as uncharacterized. Bases 1 to 1128 code for a protein of 375 amino acids. The record is from RefSeq and is a predicted model, not a curated record. NCBI's taxonomy places the organism in Eukaryota, Evosea, Eumycetozoa, Acytosteliales, Cavenderiaceae. The transcript has a single exon. Gene Ontology annotation, cellular component: nucleus. Gene Ontology annotation, molecular function: DNA binding.
AUGGAAUUAUCAUUUAUUUUAAAUCAACAACAACGUGAACAAGCUCAACAGCAACAACAGUUGGGAGGUUUACAACAUCUUCAAGAAAUCAUUCACAGCAAUAGUUUUAAUAUUAAUAAUAAUAAUAAUAAUCAAAAUAAUAAUAAUAAUAAUAAUAAUAAUACUCAAGAAAUCACCGACAUUAAUAAUAAUAAUAAUAAUAAUGAUAGAGCACUUUUAAAUAACAGUACCGAAGCUGUUGUUGAAACUUUAUUGCUCGCAAAAUAUGGAAAGAAUCCACAUGGUUUUAAUUUGAAUUUUAAUAAUAUCAAGAAUCAUCAUCUUCAUCAUCAUAAUAGUCAACAAGUUUAUGUAUCACCAUCCAAGCAACAACAAUUUAAUAUUCCAACCCCAACCAUGGUCAACGACAAUGAAGAUGAUGAUAAUAUGUCAUCUGAUAUUGACGAAAAUUCACCAUUAAAUAGUUUGACUGAAGCAUCUGCCAUGGCAUCUUCACCACUCUCUUCACCACGUGGUUGUGGUCAUUCAGUCUCUGAGAGCGCCCCCGUUUCACCAGCCUAUUCUUUUACCUCUCCUUUUUCACCAGCAUCUUCUUCCAAUAGCACUAGCUGUUGUAAUAGUCCACGCACGACGACAACGUCAUCAGCUACGACAACGCCAACGAUCACAUCCAUCGUACAAGGUAACAAGCGACAAGCCGACAACAACCAAGUGGUCCCAAAAAAGGAACUUGCCGGAUUAAAAAAGCCAAGAAAGUCGUAUGAAGUAUCCAAGAAAUUAGAGAUACUCGAAGAGAAGCUCCAACACGGUAUGCCAUACGUCGUCGAAAAGUACCACAUCUCGAGAUCAAUCAUUUCUCGCUGGUUGAGCAAUAUCGAAAAGUACAGAUCAUUCAACAAAAAGAACCUCAAGAAGCUCCACAAGGGCCCAAAGGCCAGCUUCUCGGUCGAACAAGAACAAAUCAUUCUCGACCAAAUCAACAAGCACAAGGCCAACGGUGAGCUUGUCAAUGGUGAGGUUAUCAAAAAUAUUGCUCUUCAACUCUCCAAACAGUUGAAUAAUAAUAAUUUCAAGGCUUCAAGUGGAUGGUUAGAAAAUUUUAAAAAUAGACAUGGUCUCAAGGCUUAA